This is a messenger RNA of Musca vetustissima, 4803 nucleotides long. Its product is annotated as ring canal kelch protein-like. Gene Ontology annotation, molecular function: protein binding. The record is from RefSeq and is a predicted model, not a curated record. The transcript is spliced from 8 exons. NCBI's taxonomy places the organism in Eukaryota, Metazoa, Arthropoda, Insecta, Diptera, Muscidae.
AUGAUAUCGUUGAUAUCAAGUGCGUUAUUGACAUCAUUGGGAGUUAUGAGUGGUCAACAAAAUCAAAACGUAAAUCAACAGCAGGCGCAGCAGCAGCAACCUGGUGCUGCCAAUCAGAAUCAAAACCAGGCACAACAGAAUGCCGGUGGUGAUGGUGCAGCAGCUAGAGUACAAUUAGCAGCAGCUGCUGGCGCUAAUAAUCAUCAGAAUCCAGCUGCUGAGGGCAGUAUGGAAAGAGGCAGCUGUUUAUUACGUUAUGCGAGCCAAAAUUCAUUGGAUGAAAGUUCUCAGAAACACAUACAAAGACCGAAUAGUAAAGAUCGUUGUGUGGGACAAUAUCACAAUGAACUACAUACCACACGUUCCUUUGAAGCCAUGAACGAGAUGCGCAAACAAAAUCUUCUCUGCGAUGUAACCCUUAUUGCUGAAGAUAUUGAAAUACCGGCACAUAAAAUGGUCUUGGCAUCCUGCAGUCCAUAUUUUUAUGCAAUGUUUACAGGUUUCGAAGAGUCACGACAAGGACGUAUUACUUUACAGGGUGUCGAUCAUCAUGCACUCGAAUUGCUUAUUGAAUAUGUGUAUACAUCGACUGUAGAGGUUAAUGAAGAUAAUGUACAAGUUCUGCUGACAGCUGCCAAUCUUUUACAAUUGACUGAUGUACGCGAUGCAUGUUGUGAUUAUUUGCAAACACAAUUGGAUGCCAGCAAUUGUUUGGGUAUACGUGAUUUUGCCGAUAUGCACGGUUGUGUGGAUUUGGUGAAUUAUGCCGAACAAUAUAUUGAACAGCAUUUUAACGAAGUAAUUCAAUUCGAUGAAUUUCUCAAUUUAACAUCCGAACAAGUUAUCUCAUUAAUACGCAAUGAUCGCAUUUCGGUGGCCAGUGAAGAGAAAGUGUAUGAAUGUGUCAUAAAUUGGAUACGAUAUGAUCCGACCAUACGUGAACAAUACACUGCCGAUUUAAUGGAACAUGUCCGUUUGCCACUUCUGUCCAAGGAAUAUAUAGCACAAAAUGUUGAUAAAGAACCUCUAUUGGAGGGUAAUAUUGUUUGUAAAAAUCUGAUUAUUGAAGCGCUGACAUAUCAUCUAUUACCAAAUGAAAUCAAGACACAACGUACAAUGCCACGAAAACCGGUAGGAUUUCCAAAAAUUCUCCUUGUUAUUGGGGGUCAAGCACCAAAAGCCAUACGCUCGGUGGAGUGUUAUGAUCUGAGGGAGGAGAAAUGGUAUCAGGCUGCUGAAAUGCCAAAUCGUAGGUGUCGUGCCGGCUUGGCUGUCUUGGGCGACAAGGUAUAUGCCGUGGGUGGCUUUAAUGGUUCGCUACGUGUACGAACUGUUGAUGUCUAUGACCCCACCACUGACCAAUGGUCUAACAGCAGCAGCAUGGAGGCCAGACGUUCCACUCUCGGUGUUGCUGUUUUGAAUGGUUGCAUUUAUGCUGUUGGCGGCUUCGAUGGCACCACCGGCCUUUGCAGUGCCGAAGUUUAUGAUCCCAAAACUGAAGUAUGGCGUUUCAUUGCCUCCAUGUCAACAAGACGCAGCUCCGUCGGGGUUGGUGUGGUAAAUGGUCUAUUAUAUGCCGUUGGUGGUUAUGAUGGUUUUACGCGACAAUGCCUCUCCUCGGUGGAACGUUAUAAUCCAGAAAAUGAUACCUGGUAUCCGGUGGCUGAUAUGUCAGCCAGACGUAGCGGUGCCGGUGUUGGUGUUUUGAAAAAUAUUCUAUAUGCUGUGGGGGGUCAUGAUGGACCAAUGGUAAGGAAAUCGGAGGCAUAUGAUCCCGAAACAAAUCAAUGGCAUUCGGUGGCGGAUAUGUCAUUUUGUCGCCGCAAUGCUGGUGUUGUUGCCCAUGAUGGUCUACUCUAUGUUGUUGGUGGUGAUGAUGGUGAUUCGAAUUUAUCCUCCGUUGAGGUUUAUAGUCCCGAAACAGACACCUGGAGAAUUUUACCCGCCGCCAUGACCAUCGGACGCAGUUAUGCUGGUGUGUGUAUGAUAGAUAAACCCAUGUGAAUAGAAGAGCAGGGUGCAUUGGUGAGACAAGCGACUGUUAUUGCCAUUAAUGGACUCGUGGAUGAUGAGAAUAGUCAAGCUGAAGGUACGAUCGAAGGUGCAGUAGGUGUUGUACAACAACAGCAGCAGCAACAACAAGCUAACAAUCCUAAUCAGCAACUACAACAACAACAAAAUGCACAUCCUCAUUAUGAAAAUAUCUACGAAUCCAUUGAACAUUAUAACGCAGCCGCUCGUGGACUUGGUGCUGAGGCCCUUAUUGCACCAAUUAAUCCCAAUAACAACAACAAUAAUGCCAAUGCCCCUGCUGAAGAAUUAAUAGUGCCACCACCAACACCACAACAACCCCAACCACCCACAACAAUGGGAUCAUCCGGAAACUCCGACAACAAUAAUACUCAACAAAAUAAAACACGAAUGACAACGAGCAACAUUAAUUAUCGCAACGAUUUAUAUGAUCGGGCCAAUGGCAUUAAUGCAAAUGGUCCAACUGCCGGUGGAGGAGGAGGGGCAGGAGGUGGAAUAGGAGUUGGUACAACAAAUUAUGACAUACCAAGAUCUGUAAGAUCGGGUUUAGGUUUUAGACGUAACUUCCAAUUAGAUUUACAUGCAGCAAAUCCCCGUUUCAAUGCUUUUCGUUGUAAUGGUGCCUCAUGCAGUCAUUACACUGCCAACAACACUUCUUCGUCGUCGUCCUCAUCUUGCCAUCGUCAACGAAGUUUUGAUGACACCGAAUCACAGAAUUAUUACAACCUGAACUAUCAACCCUCGGUUCGUUAUGAAAAUAUUUACGAACAAAUACACGAUGAACCCAUAUAUCGUAAUACAAAUACCGGUGGAGGAGGAGGUAGCGGUGGCAGUGGUGCAUCGGCUGCUCGUGUCUAUGGCCGUCUCAAUGUCAUUGGACAUGGUAUAGGACGGAUAGAACGCCAUCUCAGCUCAUCCUGUGGUAAUAUUGAUCACUAUAAUCUCGGUGGUCACUAUGCCGUUUUGGGUCAUUCACAUUUUGGUACCGUUGGACAUAUACGCCUGAAUACUGGCUCAACCACGACAACAAAUAGUUCAAGUAUUACUUCAACAGCUAGUUGUAAUGGCGGCGGUUGUGGUACCACAGCUUCAUCCUCAGCCGCAGCCGCUGCUCAACGGGAUGCAAAUAACGUCAAAAAUAGCGCCUCAUCAUUUUUCAGUUGUUUACAUGGCGGGGAGAAUACUCAAAGUAUGAGUAACAUAUAUAAAGCAUCGGGUCAUCCGAACAGUAGUGGAGGAGGACCGACUGCUGCAAGCUCCUCGGUAGCUGGUGGAAGUGGUGGAAAUUCAAAUUUAUCAACGGGAAAUUCGGGAUUAUGUCCAAAUGUUAGUGCCACCAUUUCAAAAGAUCGUGAAAGCCGGGCCGCUUCGGCCGGACCCUUAAUCAAUCCAAAUGCCAAUAGUAACAACAACAGCAGCAACAACGAUGCAUCAACAAGUUCUUCAUCAACUCUAACACUGCGUGCUACCGGUGCCAUCCCAAAAAUAAAAAAUCUUAACAGCUCUUCGAAUGCAAAUCGCAGCAGCAAUAAUGCUGAAAAGAAUUCCAAUGCUGCAACUGCAACAGAAAAAACUGUGUCUUCCCUGAAAAAUGCUCUAACGAAAAAAUCUUCUUCAAAUUCUGCACAAAAAACUUCCGCACAACAAACGGCGUCGUCGUCUUCCACAUCAUCAACAACGACUGCAUCUUCAUCCGCCAACAAUCCGGUAAUGACUGAACAAAAUGGCUCACUAAAUCGCAUUUCAAAAUCAAGUCUACAAUGGUUGUUGGUCAAUAAAUGGUUACCGUUGUGGAUGGGCCAGGGUGCCGCUGACUGCAAGGUGAUUGAUUUUAAUUUUAUGUUCUCCAGAGAUUGUGUUGACUGUGAUGCCGCCUCGGCAGCAGCUCAAAUGUCAGCAUAUGGAACACCACGUUUGUCCGGUUUGCCACAGGAUAUUGUACGUUUCAAUGCUAGGGCGGAAAUGCAUUCAACUGCCGCGGCGGGUAUGAAUGCUGCCGCUCCCUAUAGAAGACCCUUACACAAUACCCUACAUCGUUUACGGGAAGCUGAUAAUUAUGGUACAAAUGCAACCGCGGCGACUCGGCGGUAUGAAGAUCCAUCAUAUGAAAAUGUACAUGUCCAAUGGCAAAAUGGUUUUGAAUUUGGUAGAUCGCGAGAUUAUGAUCAUUCUCUGGCGGCGACACCACCAUAUCAAUCACCCGUUACCAAUCGUGCUCCCUUGCAAAGAGCUAGAUCGGAAAGUCCAACAUUAAGCAGCCAACGUAAUAAUACACAAUCGCGACGCUUAAGAUCAAAUACCACCGCAGCACAUAAGGCAACAAAUAAUCGAGAAAAAUUUAAAGAUCCAUUUCGUAAUUAUGAAUUGAAUUCGGAAAAUAAUACAUUCAAACCAAAAUUGGCUAAAGCUGAAACACUAGAUGUUGUCGUUGGUGCGGCGCCAGCAGCCGAUAAUCAACCAAGUACAUCAAAUCAAGCAUUAAAGACAAUUGUUAAUUCACAACAAAACUCCGCAGUAGGAGUGGGAACGUCAAACGCACAACAACAGCCGCAAUUGGAUGCAGCAGCUGCAGUUGCCAUUGAAGAAAUGGAAGGUGCUGUUGGUGGCAUAGAAUCGGUUCCCAAUAUUGAAGCAAGCGGUGGUGCUGGUGGUGGUACAGAAGCAGCUGCCGUUACUGGUAUGAGUGACAACGACAAUAUGCCAACAAUGAUGAUGGCAAACAAUAAAUUAAACUCGCCAAAUACUACAACAAAUACGGAACAAAAGGACUAA